UCUAAAGCUAGAAGGGACGUGUGCAGUCAUGUAGGCGAGUGUGUGAGAGUGCGUGAGGGUGUGUGUGUGUGUGUGUCAUAAGCCCAGCACCGCAGAGUGAAGCAGCACUGAGGCGCAUCUGAGAAACAGCGCUGCUGAGAUUGUGGUUAAAAAGGGAGCUGGCAGGCGAGAGCAGGCGGCGUUUCAGCAGUGAAAACAACGGGCGUCUUGGUGAGAUUUUAUUUUUCUCCCGCAUGCCUGCCGAAUGAUACCGCAAGAGAAAUCACUCACAGAUACGAGACUGAAGCCUCGUAACCGGAGCAAAGCCGCCGCCGCCGUCUGUCUGCGCGCCGUGUUAGCGGGCUAGCCUAGCCUGCUCCAUCCGCUACCGAACAAAGAAGGAAGAAAAAUAUCACAUUUCAGCCGCUUUGCUGGUCCAAAAGCUCCGCGUACAGAUCUGACCAGAAACCUGACAUGAUGUUUCCACAAUCCAGGCACUCGGCUUCAUCACAGCAGCUGAAGUUCACGACGUCAGACUCCUGCGACCGUAUUAAAGAUGAGUUCCAGUUCCUCCAAGCACAAUAUCACAGUUUGAAGCUAGAAUGUGACAAACUGGCCAGUGAGAAGUCAGAGAUGCAGCGUCAUUAUAUCAUGUACUACGAGAUGUCCUACGGACUGAAUAUUGAAAUGCACAAGCAAGCAGAGAUUGUGAAGAGAUUAAAUGCAAUCUGCGCUCAAGUCCUGCCUUACCUGUCUCAAGAGCACCAGCAGCAGGUCCUGGGAGCUAUAGAGAGAGCCAAGCAGGUCACACCACCAGAGAUGAACUCCAUUAUCCGGCAGCAACUUCAAGCACACCAGCUCUCCCAGCUGCAGGGACUAGCCCUGCCCGUGACCCCUCUCCCCCUGGGCCUGAGUCAGCCGAGCGGCCUGCCCAUCGUCACUUCCAGCUCUGCCCUGUUCUCCCUCUCCAGCAUCCUGGCAUCACAGGCCCAGCUCGCCAAGGAGGACAAGAGCGCCAGAGACGCCUCGGACAGCCACCGCGACGAGGACGCCGACAAGUCCGACUAGACGCCUCUCCUCCGCUGUGACCUCAUCCUCCAGUGCUCGCUUACAGCACAAACGCAUCGUUUCUCUUUCUUUGUCCUCAUAGCUGUAAAUUGCUAUCGUGAUCUUGAUGAUCUGUUCUUGAUCAUUCCACUAGCUUUAUAUUCAGCAGUUCAAAUUUUCUUUUAUAUAUUUUUAUUUUAUAUUUAGUUAUUUUUCUGGCAUUUCUCUCAGAGUGUAUAUGUAUAUAUCUCUAUGUAAUACAUAUUCCAUAUUCUGCUUCGUCUCAGCAUGGCCAUCCAGCUCCACUGAGGCACCACCAGUGUUUCUUUGAGCACAGUUUUAUCUCCCUCUACUUUUGCUUUCUCCUGAAGAGAUUUCUUUUAUCUUUUACCUUUGAAGGAGCACAUUUAACGCUGACAGAAUGAAGAGAAUAAGGAAAGGAACGUGAUGAAGGUCAGCAGUAGUACGUGAAAUGUUCAAGGCAUGCUAUAUUUUAGGCAGCAUUUUCGAUUGGGUGUAGUUUAACUCUAUAAAUAGCAGUUAAAAAUACUAGCAGCGAGUUAUGAUAAAGUGACUUAUUGACCUUUUAAAGGAAUAUUUUACCCAAAAACAUGUUUAGUCCAUCAUUUGGUUCCCAUGGGAUUGACAGUGACAGUUCGCUAGCCUGUUAAUAAAACUAAAAGAUAAAUUCAUAGUGGAAGUCUCGCAUCCAAAACCUUGUGCAUAAACAUGCACGUUCAUAUAUUCUCUCCAAACAACAUUGCAAAGCUUUGUGGUCCCCUUUAAAUUAACUUUAAAUUUUUUUUAUGGAAGGAUAGUCCAUAUUUACAGUCUAGUUAUCACUACACUUUGGUCUACUGUGUGUCUGUGAAUGAGUUCAUGCUAGAUUUUAGUUUUUAAAUGUUAUAAGAAGACACACAUUAUCUUACCAGUAGUGCUGGCUCUCAAGCAAGUUAUCGUUUCUAUGGUAACAAUCUGCACAGGGACUUACCGUGGUGGACACUUCAUGUAAUCUAAACCUAAUUUGAAAACUAAUGUAUAAUUAGUAAUUUGUUGAAGCGUUUUGUUUAACAUUUAUGGAAUGAGUUUUCGGCAUUAUUGACUAAUAACCACUACUACUUUUACUGAAAUUUCUUUCUAUGAUUUUGCGGGUAAAAUAUUUGGUUAUCUAUUAUAUUUACAGUGCAUAUUUUGGGGGGUAAAAGAGAUCGAAUGAAAUUUUUUAAGUUUUGUACAUCUAUUUGCUUAAAAUAUUCCUUUAAAUUGUUAAGGUUGUUAAUCAGAGGUCACUGCGGUGCACCCCAGAGAGAUUGUAGAUUACUGAUGACAUUCGCUGAACUGAAAAUGACCUACAGAGUGUCUGGCCCCUGUUUUUCUAUAUACUAUAUAUUCCUGUUUAAUGUGUGUGGAUUCUGAAAGUGGCUUUGUUUUUUCUGACUCUCUUAGACAGAGCGUUUAGCAUCAUUAAUCAGAACAGCUAACCCUCUCACCAAGUGACGGGGCAAACUGUUUAAAAAAAUCUUUAUUAUACUUUAUUCAUCAUAAAUCUCUUUUUUAUGGUAUUAUCUAUUAGUCAAUUUGGUAAUUAAAAAAAAUUGUGUUCGAUUGUGUUGUUUUUCCUAGAAAUAGGUGAAGAAAUAAUGUGGUGGAAAAAUCGUAUAUGAGAAACGAGAAGCACUUUCUCUCAGCAGAUUUCCCCUGUUAGAUGCAUGCAAACUGUAAAUAAUUAAAAGAAAAGAAAAAAGAGAGCGAAAGAAAGAAAGGUGCUAAAGCACAUGAUGUACGAGGCCCGAGGAUCCUCGUAUCCCCCGAAAUAAAACAGAGCACAUUGUGUUUUCUUUAAGAAAACCGACUACCAUUUUUUUUUUAUAAGUUCUCUGGAGAUCCUGAGUGAGGCUUUAAUUUUUUUCAUUUCUAGAUCUGAUACUCACUGCUUUCUGUUGUGCCUUUUGUCCAGGAUGAAAUUUCUUCUUUCCAUCAAUAGGGGGCAGUAAGCUUUUAGCAUGUUCUGUUACUGUGACGAGCUCAGACUCCCCCCCCCCCCCCUAACCUUUACACAAAAGUCCCUUUUUUGCAGAAUGAGAUUAACAAUGCAUCUAAAUGAAAUGCACACUUAUUCAAUCAGCUCUAAGUGAGCUGCCUUUUAAUCAAACAAAACAAUAUUUAUGUAUUAAUUCAAUUUAUUCGACUGAUAACCUCCAUUGGAUUUUUUUGGUAUUAGAUUCUACCACACAAAAAAAAACUUUUAAUUGAGGACUGAAAAUAAAUCUUCAUUUCGCUUACAGUGCACAACUGUUCGUGAACUGCUCGUAUAUGUUUGUUGCAGUGGCAGUACAAAUGUAUACUUUUUUUAUGAUGCAGACAUCUUCGGUAGAUCUCGUGCAAGUUUGCUUUUAAUUUUAUGUCUAUUAGUUCUGCCAGUAGAAAUAUUUGUUGUGAGCAUGAGUGUGCUUUGGACUCACUCUAAAUAUCUGUACAAAUGGCUAAAGUUUUAUCUGCGUCUGCCAACAACACCUCGAAAUAAUUUCUGUUCUCAACCCAUUAACGUUGUUUUAUUCUUUAGACUAACUGUUCAAGCGUAUUGAAAUGGUUUUGGUGAUUUGGUUUUGGACACGGUGCCAUUUUGCCGUUUAUAUCCUCAUGAGACCUUGUGUGUUGUACAAGGACAUCGGUUUCUUUUUACAAAUGAAUUUCUCCUUGCUCAUAAAAAAGCUAGUCAGUAAUAAAGAGGAAUGAAAAAGCACAAUGGUCUCAAGAGGAUAUAACUGCAGUGACAAAAUGAAGCAAAACAUAAAAUGUACAAUUAAUGGAAUCUAGCUGAUAUUGUGUGUACCGACUUGCUUACUCAUGUACUUUAUUUCUUGUUUUGUUUUUUCUUUUGUAAAAUGCCACGCCCCUGAGUGGAUGUGUAGUCAGACAGUUGUUGAGAUUUCCUCUUCUGGCUUGGUGUAUGUCUCACAGGUGGUCAGGGAAAGCAGACAUGCCCUGUUGUACAUGGAACUAGAGCUUUAUGUGUCUAAAGACCUGUUUGUAUUUCUGAUCUUGAGUGUUUUUGACCCCCCUAUAAGCUCCUCCCACAUUUCCUUUCCGAAUCAGUGAUUGCCCUUUGCUUCAUCAUUUUGCCUUUAUUUCCAUAACAUGUUGCAUUUUGUGCUUUAUAAAAAUGUUUACCUCUUAUUUUCUGAUUAUAGUACAAUCUAAAGUGCAAAAAUAACAGUGUUCUACAAUAGCCUGAGGAUGAAAUAAUAACAAACACACACAAAGUAACUUUUACUUUAUAUAAAAUGGAUAUUUCUGCAGUAAGGAAAUGCUGCUGGUGCCUUACAAAUAAAAUCAGAUCAGUGGAGGAAA
Messenger RNA from Clarias gariepinus (North African catfish), 4377 nucleotides. It is a transcript of the gene tle5, whose product is annotated as TLE family member 5, transcriptional modulator. The transcript has 7 exons. The record is from RefSeq and is a predicted model, not a curated record. Gene Ontology annotation, cellular component: nucleus; transcription regulator complex. Gene Ontology annotation, molecular function: protein binding; transcription corepressor activity. The coding region runs from base 454 to 1047 and encodes 197 amino acids. Lineage: Eukaryota; Metazoa; Chordata; Actinopteri; Siluriformes; Clariidae. Gene Ontology annotation, biological process: regulation of DNA-templated transcription; negative regulation of canonical Wnt signaling pathway.